AUCCAUUGGGCCAGUUACGUCUUUUGCGUGCGUGCCCACGUAGCGGAGAAGACAUUGCACCGUGCAAUCGUGCAGCCGGCCUCGGCGUUAGCAAGAGUGUGUGUUGCAGGGUGAUUCAGGAUGGUGGACCAGCCUCUGUGGGAGCAGAUAGGAUCCAGCUUCGUGCAGCACUAUUACCAGAUGUUUGACUCUGAUAGAUCACAACUGGGAUCUAUAUAUAUCGAUACAUCAUGCCUUACUUGGGAAGGACAGCCGUACCAAGGAAAAAUAGCAAUUGUCGAGAAACUCACUAGUCUCCCCUUCACAAAAAUAGCGCAUAGUAUAACAGCGCAGGACCACCAGCCAACUCCAGACAGCUGCAUCUUGAGUAUGGUCGUAGGACAGCUAAAGGCAGAUGAAGACCCGAUCAUGGGUUUCCAUCAGAGUUUCAUCCUGAAGAACAUUAACGAUGCAUGGGUGUGCACCAAUGACAUGUUCAGGCUGGCCAUUCACAACUUUGGUUAACCUGACUCUCCAUGCAGGCGGGCAGGGGCGGCCACAAUGAAGGGCACUGUGAGAUGAAGUCUGGAGGGUGGGGAGGGAGGAGUUGAUAGAGAGAAGAGGGGAACACUCAUCCCCCCCUCCUGCCAUUUCAUUUAUGCCUGUUUGACAAACAAGCAAAUGCCGGAUUCUAGAUGUCAAUCACUGAACCUCGUCCAGGUGGGGUUUCCAACCAGCCCAGCUAGUAGAACUGCGAUGCGUUUUCUUUGCUGAGAGCCGGCUGACCAAUCGGACGCCCCUGUCUGCCACUCUGCUGACCUGCAUGACGCUGGGAGACCCUCAUUACAAUAUCUACACUCAAGCCACCAGAAGGACAAACAGCUGAUUGAUGCCAUUAACUCAUGUUUUGCUCUCCGCUCUUUAUUCUAACCCAUUCUGCUCUAUUAUUGACUCCACUGCUGUCAACCCAGUUCUGUUAGCACUGUCGUUGACUGGUUUGUACAUCCAUGUUCAAGUUCAGAGUUGGCUUCUUCAGUUCAGACUUUACUCUGUUAUAAUUUUUUUUAGAUGCCGCUCGUGUUUACUUAGCUUAGUUUGUUGAAUUGAGUUUUAUCCUCCUCUACACAGUUAACUUGGCCAUCAUUCAUUAAUUUUCCCAGGUUUUGCUCUUGCAAACCAAAAGUUUAUUCAAGACAAGGUUGCCCUUAAUGUAUGUUCUCUGAUCCUGCUUUUCUUUUUUUUUUUUUUCCUUUCACUCAUGUCUGGCAGUUAACAUGGACUACAGCCACGAUACACAAUAAAACCUGGACUUUUUUCUUAA
Melanotaenia boesemani (Boeseman's rainbowfish) is the source of this 1300-nucleotide messenger RNA. RefSeq names its product nuclear transport factor 2 (gene nutf2). The coding region runs from base 121 to 504 and encodes 127 amino acids. Gene Ontology annotation, biological process: protein import into nucleus. Gene Ontology annotation, cellular component: nuclear pore central transport channel. The record is from RefSeq and is a predicted model, not a curated record. NCBI's taxonomy places the organism in Eukaryota, Metazoa, Chordata, Actinopteri, Atheriniformes, Melanotaeniidae. The transcript has 5 exons.